Parastagonospora nodorum SN15 is the source of this 2634-nucleotide messenger RNA. RefSeq lists its product as hypothetical. NCBI's taxonomy places the organism in Eukaryota, Fungi, Ascomycota, Dothideomycetes, Pleosporales, Phaeosphaeriaceae. The coding region runs from base 1 to 2634 and encodes 877 amino acids. The transcript has 2 exons. The record is from RefSeq and is a predicted model, not a curated record.
AUGGCACCGGACACGCCCGCGCCCGCUCUCUCGCUGAUUGUUACUCUUCGGUACAAGCCGCCUUGUUCAAAAUGCAGCGACAUGUUGGCACGUUGGUGCGCUCCUGCAACCUCCCCCGACGAACCGACUGGAGAUGCCCCAAUCUGGACCUGGGACAUGUCCGCAUUGCGAGCGUCGGCCAUGGGGUGCCGCUGCUGUCGCUUCUUAGUCGAUACUGCACACGCGAUACCUGGCGUACAGUGCAGCGAUGGCGAUCAGGUUCGAAUCGAGCCUGAACUUAUUGGCUCCAAACACAGCACCCCCUAUGAGCGCGCCUACCAAGAGUGGUCGAACAGUAAAUACUACUACAGCAAAGAGGAAGACAUGGUCUCCCAGUACAUGCGAUAUUAUAGGCCAAUCCUGUCGCUAUACCAGCCACUGGACAACACCGACCAGGGUGUCCAUGUCAAAGAAAUGUCCAACGCGCAAGCCUAUGGUUUGAGAGCAUUUAAUUUCAUUCUGCCGGCUGCACGCAAAGGCUCAAGAGCAAUAGAAGUGACCCAAGACACUGAGGCUUUCGUAGGUCGAGCGGUAGGAGGUACAGUUGAUUUCAACUUAGUUCGAGAAUGGCUCGGCGCAUGCACUUCUACGCAUGAGAAGCAACCGUGCGGCGAGGCAAGCAGCUCUUCCAGUCCUCAGGACGACUGCACGAGCAACUAUCUCGACAAACAUGAAGAACGGGUCACAGAUCCUGACGGUUGUCGACCAAAGAUGAUGUGCGUUUUGCACAACUUCCGCCUUGUCGAUGUAGAAAAGAAAUGCGUUGUUCGUAUCCAUCAGCCGACCGAGUAUGCCGCUUUGAGCUAUGUGUGGGGUAGUGCCAAACGCUUGCUACUGACAGACAGCAAUCAGGAACGUCUGUCAACACCAGGCGCUCUCUCCGUGGAUAACGAGGACGUCCCGCAGACUUUCCAGGAUGCUUUUGUUAUUGCUGAGAAUUUGUCAAUUAGAUACCUAUGGAUCGACGCCUUGUGCAUAUGUCAAAACGAUGCUGAUGAGCUCAAAACACAUAUGGACGCCAUGGAAACAGUGUACAGCUCAGCCAAAUUGACCAUUGUAAGUGACACCGACAGCGCGGAUACGGGCAUCUUCGGUGUCAGUCUACCCAGGAAGCACCCUCAAGCCACGUUCACCUGGGCAGGCACAACGUAUAUUAGUGCACGCCAGACUUUUGGCGAAGCACUCAAAAGCUCGCCUUGGGAAAGUCGCGCUUGGUGUUUACAGGAAAAGGUCUUCUCAAAGCGGCUUCUGGUUUUCACUCAGUCGCAAGUUUUUUACCAUUGUGCAGCCUCGACCUGGUUCGAGGACACUGUCAUGGAGCCAAAGGCAAAUAUAUCAGGAUCCAUUCAUAUGAGAGAGCGAAGGCAUCCUCAAAAGAAGGGUCUCAACAGCGCAGGUGUAAGACUCAAUUAUACAGCGUAUGAGUCGCAUCGGGAGCAUUUUGGUCGCAACUUCUGGUCACUCGUCAGGGCAUACAGUAGAAGGCAAUUGUCUUUCGAAAGCGACGUUAUUCGUGCAUUCACCGGUAUCUUGAGCUCUAUUGAACCCGACUUUGGCUACAGCGUAUGGGGCAUUCCUUCCAAGGAGUUUGUGCGGGGUCUAACUUGGGAACACUCUUUUCAUAGAAUGGAUUUGAGACGACAGGGAUUUCCAAGCUGGAGCUGGACCGGGUGGAGAAGCAAUGCUGGAGUUGAGCUACAUUUCAAAAACUGUAAAAGGACGGACGCUGAUCUACGUGUUUCUCGGGGUCGCUAUCGUGUUGACCUGAAUACUACUGCGCUCGUCGGCCCCUCUGUGUGGACUCUCGACUGGUACCAUUGUCCAAACGACUCGACGAAUCUAUUUCGGUUGAUAGACGAGCCAGUCAGCGAAGCGGUGCCUGUGCAGGAGAAGCCCUUACCCGCAAAGAGCGAGACUUCUCAUCCUGAAUCAUCCGACGAACAAGUUGUUGCGACUGUGAGACCCGAAUACAUACUUGAUGCCCAUUGCUGGCGCCUUGCUGGCCAUCCGCGCGCGAAGGACGAAUCCGAUGAGUUCCGGGCUCAAGCAUUGGGUACCUGGCCGCAGCACAUGCCUCUCAGUCAGCUCACGCCAGACGACAAGUUCCACUCCAAAUCACAAAAACUUGAAUUGUCGCCCUUGAACCACAAGCCCGGUGUCAUGCCACCACUCUCACACAUCAUCCGCUUCUACACCAGCAUUGCCACAGUUUUCAUCCCCGCUGACCCAGAUCCGGAUCUGAGUCGCGCAUGGGAUAAUUCUUCCGCUUCCUUUGAUGAGACCAGGCCUCUACACAAAGUCUGCAUACCAGACAGCGACGAACACAUUGCAGUAAUCGAUCUCGAUCCAGCAUGGCAAGGACUUGGACGAUCGCACACCGCCGUCUAUAUAUCGCGGUGGUGUAAGAGCUAUGCGGGCGAGGAGUCAGCACCUACAACUAGGUAUAGUAACUCGAAUGAAAAACUACACAUUCUUUUGCUCGAGGAUAUGGAAGGAUGGGGCGAGGUUAAGAGGAGAGUGCAGAUGUUGGAUAUUGUGGAUUUGGCAGAUUGGAGGAAGGCGAAACCGAGGUGGGAGUUGGUGAGCUUGGCUUGA